UACUAAUUUAGCCCGUCAUUUAUUGUUGACGAGCGUUGGGAGAAUUGUCAUGAUUUUCAACAAUAGCACAUACAUGCAUUGGAAUUGGGUGACCUGAGCCUUGAGUGACCUGUAAUUCAACCAAUUUAGCGUCGGUACCAGGAUCGAGUCAAGGUGAAAUGAUGUAUUGCUACCCUCAGUAAUUUUCAUGUUCAGUCGCAUUCUGAAUCCCUGACUUCAAGCUGUACUCAAAGGGGACUGAAAGUAAAACUGAAUAUGUGGAAACGUCUGAUUCUUGCGGUGCUUGUUGCAGCUUUUGUCCGUCAUAUGAUAACUUUCAUAAAGAUUCUAGGUUUAGAGAAAACCAUUUACAAUGUCAAACCGGGGGAAUGCCACUUUGUUCGCGGAAUAGAACAUGGCUCGGAAGAUCUAGAACUUUUAUCAGAUGGCAUCGUCAUUGUAUCAGAGGGUUAUUUGACUUUCAAAGACCGUGUCGAAGGAGCACCAAGAGGUCAUCUAUUUGCUUAUGAUAUCAACAAUCAUAAUAAGGGAGCGAUCGAGUUGAAGAUCAGGGGUGAUUACGAUGUCAACACACUUCACCCACAUGGCAUAACAGCAUUUGAAGAUAAAACCACAGCUAAGACUUUUAUUUUUGUCAUAAACCACCAUGUUGGAUUUGAUGUUGUGGAUAUUUUUGAGUUUGAUCGAAGCACGAUGUCUUUAUCAUUCAUCAAGUCAAAGAGAGAUCCUUUGAUCAGAAGUGUAAACAACUUGAUAGCGACUGGACCUGAAUCGUUUUUCAUUACUAACGAAGCUAACUUCCUUCACCCACGGAUGAGGUUUCUGGAAGAUACACUCUUAUUAAGAUCGGGUUACAUUCUCUUUUGUGACGUCACCGGCUGCAAGCAAGUCUCGGAAUCGUUAAACAAUCCUAAUGGUAUCGAUCUCUCCAGGGAUGGCAGGUUUCUUUACGUUUCCCAGCCGUUUGCAAGACAAAUCCGUAUAUAUGAAAGGAACCUGGCUGAUAAUUCACUUACACCAAACAAGGGGGUUGACGUUAUCAAUCUGGGAACCACAUCAGAUAAUAUUUACGUGGACGAAUCUGGUGAUAUAUGGGCUGGCUGUAUCAAAGUACCAUCCAUGGCUCUUCAUUAUAUGGAUACAAAACAAGGCAUAGUCCCAUCUCAGGUCUUACGAAUUAAAGUUGGAUCCAACGAUUAUGAAAUGUCUGAAGUUUACAGUGAAGAUGGCAGGAAUAUUACCAUGUCAACUAGUGCUAUCUACCAUAGAGGUGUCCUACUCAUUGGAUCAUUGCAUGAACGAAUGAUGCGUUGCCAAGUUACUACACUAAUUUGAUUAGUUUGAAGGGUUAUCCAUCUAUCAACUCUAGAAGAGAGCAGACAAAUAUAGGUCCCGCAAAUGUCCUAUUACAUAAUUAUAUAACCCAAGUCUGUCUUGUGAUUUUGCAUUUAAAAUAUUAAAAAUAGCCAUAUUAUUUCGCUGAAUUAUAAAAAAAAUCUGAUAAUUAUAUUUCCCUUCAAUAAUUUUCUAAUCGCAUAUAAACGAAGUCAAUGUAUGUAUUUUAUAUCUAUUCAAUACAAUCGAUUAUAACAAUAGACAAUCAUGAAAACCAAACGGUUAAUAAUGUCACUUUCAAUCUUGCUCAAAAUUGUUUACCAUUCUUUCAUUAUUCCCCUUUAGUUCUUCUCAUAAUUCCAGAGCUUUCUUAGUAAGUCCAUUGAAUUAUCAAAGGCAGAGAUAAAAGAAAAUUUAGACUCGGAGAUGUUUCGUAACGAAUCAAUCUGGUAAAUGUUUUGCUCUAAAAUGAGUCAAAUUUUCAUCUCAACUAUAAUAUAAAGGGAAUGGGUGCUUAAAUCCCCCAUCAUUUUGAAACCAUGUACGUGCAACGCGAAAGUAAUCAUAAAACUGUAAUUUCAUGUAGGCCUAUGGUCAGCCCCCCCCCCCCCUUACUUUCAAAGGUGUUCCGCGCAGCCCCAGAAAAGAUUUUAAGGACCAGAAGGUGUUUUCGUACUGUAUACAUAAAUGAAUACGUCUUAAUCAUUGUUAUUUUUAUUCAUGUCUAUAUAUUGUUUAGAAUUCAUAUGUGUUAUUGUAUUGUGCACAGCUGUAUUCUUCUAAUUGAAAAAUGUAUUCUUCUGGUUUGAAGGUCUUUCUUAUAACAGCAUUGCUGAUUUUCUAUAAACUUAUAAUAUCAUGAUAAUAAUCAUUAUUAAGCGGUGGCGUACAGUUGGUCACGGCACGCUAUUUUGAUCAGUGAGAUACAUAUAAUGUACAUUAUCAUGUAAUAUAAUAUUAUAUACAGCAUCUAAUAUGAUAUAUAUAAUAUAUCAUAAUUAUUAUAAUAUGAUGAUCAUUAUAAUAUGAUAUUAUAUACAAUAUAAUACCCAAGUCCUUCAGAAGCGCAUAGAGACAUUAUUCAUAAUGUGAUAAGCGCUCGCUAUACAAGAACUGUAUAUUAUAAUUAUCGUUACAAUCA
This is a messenger RNA of Lytechinus pictus (painted urchin), 2476 nucleotides long. RefSeq names its product serum paraoxonase/arylesterase 1-like. Bases 256 to 1335 code for a protein of 359 amino acids. The record is from RefSeq and is a predicted model, not a curated record. Gene Ontology annotation, molecular function: arylesterase activity. NCBI's taxonomy places the organism in Eukaryota, Metazoa, Echinodermata, Echinoidea, Temnopleuroida, Toxopneustidae. The transcript has 8 exons.